GGCAUGCGCCGCAGCAGUCGGCUCCACCAAUGACGUCAAAGCCAUCGAUCGGGCUCGGCGCACUCGCGCCAGCCUCCAGCGCGCCCGCUGUCACCCGAGCACGUGAACAUUGUCCAGGAUCGCAGCGGGCGGCUGUCUUACGUAACGCGGCCGACAAUCCCGGUUUCAUGUCGACGGCCGAGGGGACGCGCGCUCAUGUGCGGUCUAAGCUUUAGAACCAGGAAUAGUCCUUCGCAAAAAACCUCCCUCCGAUGGGGCGACAGCUGUGUCUAGCAUGUAACACCCUCUAGAUUGUAGUAACAUUCGUUAACAGUGCACAGUGACGAGUAACUCUAGUGUUUACGUCGACUGGAUGUUGUGAGUCAGGUCGUGUCGGACAUGGGAUUGGGAGACUGCUAGUGGCAGUGAGCACUCGGCGAGCGUCGGCCGCGCAGGGGCGGAUAGCUUUUGUCAAGUGUAAGCGGCAGCCAGCAAGAUGAUCAACUGGGGGGGCGUGGUGUCCAUCAUCCUGUUCUACGUGCUGAUCCUGGCCGUGGGCAUCUGGGCCGGGCGCAAGAAGCCGCCCGGCAACGACUCGGAGGAGGAGGUCAUGCUGGCCGGCCGCUCCAUCGGACUCUUCGUCGGCAUCUUCACUAUGACAGCAACAUGGGUAGGGGGCGGGUACAUCAACGGCACGGCAGAGGCGAUCUACACGCAGGGCCUCGUGUGGUGCCAGGCGCCCUUCGGCUACGCCUUGUCGCUCGUCUUCGGUGGUAUAUUCUUCGCGAACCCAAUGCGCAAGCAGGGCUACGUGACCAUGCUGGACCCCCUCCAGGACUCGUUCGGCAGCCGCAUGGGGGGGCUGCUGUUCCUGCCGGCCCUCUGCGGGGAGGUGUUCUGGGCGGCGGGCAUCUUGGCCGCUUUGGGCGCGACCCUGGCCGUGAUCAUAGACAUGGACCACCGCACGUCCGUCAUCUUCAGCGCAUGCGUCGCCGUGUUCUACACCUUGUUCGGAGGGCUGUACUCAGUGGCGUACACUGACGUCAUCCAGCUGUUCUGCAUCUUCAUCGGCCUGUGGAUGUGCAUCCCGUUCGCCUGGGCCAACGAGCACGUCAAGCCGCUCAGCUCCAUGUCCGUCGACUGGAUCGGGGAGGUGGACCCGGGGUCAUAUUGGUAUUACGCGGACUAUGGGCUGUUGCUCGUGUUCGGAGGGAUUCCGUGGCAGGUAUAUUUUCAACGAGUGUUGAGCAGCAAGACAGCUGGCCGCGCGCAGAUUCUAUCAUACGUUGCUGCCAUCGGCUGCAUCUUCAUGGCCAUCCCACCCGUCCUCAUCGGAGCCAUCGCUAAGGCUACUGCAUGGAACGAGACAGCAUUCGACGGGCCGCUGAGUCCGACCGGGGAGCUGACGUCAGACCAGACUUCUAUGAUCCUGCCCCUGGUGCUGCAGCACCUGACGCCCGACAUCGUGUCGUUCUUCGGGCUAGGGGCCGUGUCGGCUGCCGUCAUGUCGUCGGCUGACUCCAGCGUGCUCAGCGCUUCAUCUAUGUUCGCCAGGAACGUGUACAAGCUGAUCUUCAGACAGAACGCGUCGGAGAUGGAGAUCAUCUGGGUGAUGCGCGUGUCCAUCCUCAUUGUGGGCGUGCUGUCCACCGUCAUGGCGCUGACUAUACCCUCCAUCUACGGCCUGUGGUCGAUGUGCUCGGACCUGGUGUACGUGAUCCUGUUCCCGCAGCUGCUGAUGGUGGUCCACUUCAAGCACCAUUGCAACACGUACGGCUCCCUGGCGGCCUACAUCGUGGCCCUCCUCGUGCGGCUUUCUGGGGGGGAGAAGCUGCUGGGCUUGCCACCGCUGAUACAUUAUCCUGGAUGGGACCCAGAGACAGAGACACAGAUGUUCCCCUUCAGAACUAUGGCUAUGGUGCUGUCUCUCUUUACGCUGGCUUUCAUCUCCUGGCUGUCUGUGUACCUGUUCAACAAUGGCUACCUGAGCCCCGAGUCGGACUAUUUCAACUGCGUGGUGAACAUCCCUGAGGACAUCCGGCGGGUGGACGAGCCGUCUGAAGCCGGGGAGCAGAUGUCGGUGCUGUCCGGCGUGCCGGGCCGGCUGUACGGCGCAGCCGCCACGCUCGUCGGACCGGACGAGAAGGCCGGUAGGGUCAACCCGGCGCUCGAGCCGGACGACGAUCUCGACGACCCCAAUGACGGACCCACCCCCCUCUUCGGCGCCAGCUCGGCCCCCCCUCCGGUCCAAGCGCGAGGGAAACAAACCGCCUUCUGAGACGAGUACGAACUCCGCUAAGCGCGCAUUUUGUAAACAUUUUUCCUCGUUUCGAACAUCGAAAUGAUUUCAUGAUUCAGUAUUUUUCGACUUCGCGUAUUGUGCUCAAACCUCUUUGUAUCUUCCGACAGUUCGUAUGUUAUUGAUAUUGCGCGCGAGCGGAGCACUCGGCAAGCGAUAGAGUAUACUAGUGGACGUAUAAAUAUAAAGAAUUUAUUUAUUUUAGUAGCGAAAUAUAACAUAGUUACGUACUACGUGCUAAAUAUAAUGCAACUCAAACAUAUCAACAUGUGAAUCUUAGUUAUUGUUAGAGAAGAUUUUAUAUAUAUAUAUAUAUAUAUAUAUAUUAUUUAUAUAAAGAAGAUUCCUUAUUUAAGUCAAUUAAUGUAGAGACGAAAGCACAUUGAAUGUUGAGUACGUGCUUCACAUGUCACACAUAUGCUGCGUGCGAUGUAGAGGCACUACAUACAAAUGUAAUACAUAAAGAUCACGUGACCAAAUAAGCAAUUGUAAAUGUUGAAUGGAUAGAGUUUAUAUACUGUAUGAUACAAAUUGCAAAGCAAUCACAUUGCGAUAUGAACACAAAGAGUAUAUCUGAGUACAUGUAGAAGAUAAAUGCUUUAGUAGAGUGGAUCCUGUCGACUCGUCGGGCACGAGCUAGCAUGGUACAAUUUAGUGGCAUUGAAUUAUUUCUUGAACGCUUUAUUGACGUUUAGAGUUGAACUUUUUUGAUUGUAUAGUUUGUCGUUUAGUUUUAAGAAUAGUACGCUUAUGGUCGGUGAAUAUAUAAGAGAUAUAUCUUAUGAUAACAUUAGUUUGCAGUGUUAUGAACGUUAUUAUAGUUUCGCUGUUUACACAACGUAUUUCAAAUACGAAAACCACACGAAUUUUAAAUACAGGGCUGAACGUACAGCCGCAUCUUCUUCGUGACUGUAGAACAGAAUUAUAUUUAUAAAGGAUAUAAUAAUCUAACAGAUUUAUGAAUAAAGUAUAUGUAUACAAGAGUUUAUUCCGAACCUUCGGUCCGAAUCCGAAUGUACGGCGGCCUAAGCGGGUCAUAGCGCUACUCCAUUCGUGUACGUGUUGUGUUGUAGAUGUUUGGAAGGCUGACGAGUUGUGCACAACUGUACCGUCAAUAUUAUAAGUAUAAAUAUAUUGCAACUGAUACAUAUCAAAAUGUGAAAUGUAAUUACAUAGUUGAGGGUAUGUGAUGCGGUUUUAAUUGUGUUUAGCGCACAAUGGUCUUAUGGGGAGCUGUUUUUUGCGGCAUAACAAAAAAGUUAGAGAUUGUAUCCCAUUAUAUAGACUUGGGUACAAAAUCCAUCCUAUUUAGGGAUAAACGCACCGGGGCUGCCCCAGCCCGCGAACGACGCCAUGCGCACACACACGGACUCUGCAUUUUAAUAUUUCUUGUGUAUCGGUGUUCAAUCAUUACUAGUUAAUGUUAAAUGUCUGUCAGUUUGUCCGACUGUUUCCUGUGCUCCCAUCCAUGUGUCACAACCUGCUGCUUUUCGAUAUUAGAUAUAUUAUAUACUAAAUAAUUAAUAUAUCUUUAUAUUACGAUUGGAAAUUGCUUAUAAAUUCUUUUAUGAGAAAUUAUAUCGCCGACAUAGUGCGGCUUUGAAAUAUUAUAUUGGAAAUGUUGAUAUACUAUGUUGCAAUUACAUUUAUUGUGAUAACUAUAUGAGGUAGAUGGCGCUGCGCGUCGGUUAAUAUUGUUCUAAUAGAUGAAACGACUUAGGUUUGUUUUCGGGGCCGUUAAGAAAAAAACUCAUGAAAAUAUACUGUGUGAGACAUUAGCAAACUGAUGAAAUUUAGUUACCUAAUAAUUCUUCAUUCACUUAAAACACAGCACCUAAAUGACACAGUAAGUAGAUAUAAUCUAUAAAGUUAAUUUUUGUUUAUAUUUUGGACAUCGUUACAAUCUACACUUUAAUAUAGAAAAUCUAUUAGAUCAUUCAACUUGAAGCCUGCAAUUUUCCGAAGUCGUUUUGUCUGUUAACGCCUUAAGACUACCAUUACGAUACAUAUCAUAUUUGUGUGACUUAUACAUAUCAUAGUUAUAAUAGAGGAACGGAACAUAUCAUAACGAUAAGUGUAGCUAUAGGUAAUUGUUGUUCUUCGUCGCAGCUCUCUCAUGGACGCGGCGAUGUGCGUAUGACGAAAAUAAAGAAAUUCAAACAUUUUAACGUAAUUUUUUGCUUUUUACAAAACGAUUUCAAACGUUGACUGUUGGCCGCGAGAUGCUGAUCUAGAUGAAACAUGACGUGACUGCUCCAUAUUUUGUAUUGUCAGACAUAUGUUCAUUUCUAGAUCGUUUCAAAAACUUUCGUUUGACAAAAAAUGGAAUUUCCUAACUUUGUUUUUAAUGGCACAUGUUGUUGCUUUAAACUAUGCAUAUUAUUUUAAUGCACGACUGUCAGUGACAUAAACAGACUAAACUAAUAUUUCUUUCCGUUUAUGUGAAAUUAUUUCCAGAUCAGAAAAUAAUAAGAGAAUGAAUAAGAGUUGAAUUAGAACUGAGAAAUUUUAAAACAAAAAUAAAAACCCCUAUUUUGGAUGUCGUUUAAAUAUACAUUUCGCUAUGUGUUUCAACAAGGGUUGUGUAUGAAUGAGCCGUACAGAGUAUGUAUCGCACCAGAGUCGCCGUGUCCGUGCGAGGGCCGCGGACUCUGUUAGCUGGUAGUAACCUACUAUUGACUUAUUCCUAGUUCUUGUUGAAUAUUUUGAAAAUGUGAAAAAAAUGUGUAAUGUUGUAAACUCAGCGGCCGCUCCUACGACAUAAUAAACAUAUAGUAUGUUGGA
Plodia interpunctella (Indianmeal moth) is the source of this 5062-nucleotide messenger RNA. It is a transcript of the gene ChT, whose product is annotated as Choline transporter. The coding region runs from base 476 to 2257 and encodes 593 amino acids. Lineage: Eukaryota; Metazoa; Arthropoda; Insecta; Lepidoptera; Pyralidae. Gene Ontology annotation, molecular function: choline:sodium symporter activity. Gene Ontology annotation, biological process: acetylcholine biosynthetic process; choline transport; transmembrane transport. Gene Ontology annotation, cellular component: plasma membrane. The record is from RefSeq and is a predicted model, not a curated record. The transcript has 10 exons.